CGGCGCGGCUGGCUGCGGAGGGAACCUUCAGCUCUCAGCUUUCCUGAGCCAGCAGAGGACCAGAGCCAGCAGGAAGAGAGGGGCUGGAAGAAAGCCCUUGAUCUGCACUGGUGCUGGGAGCUUCUUUGGUGGUGAAAGCCCCGUGCCGAGCCGGCGCCAUGCGUGAGUACGCCGAGAAGAAGGAGACAUGUGGCACCAUCUGCCUCAAGUACCUGCUCUUCAUCUUCAACUUCUUCUUCUGGCUGGCUGGUGGGGCCGUGAUGGCAGUGGGCACCUGGACCCUGGCUGAGAAGAGUGACUACAUCAGCCUGCUCUCCUCCAGCACCUACUCAGCCACUGCCUACAUCCUGGUGGUGGCUGGGGUGGUGGUCAUGGUCACUGGCAUCCUGGGCUGCUGUGCCACCUUCAAGGAGCGUCGCAACCUGCUGAGGGUGUACUUCAUCUUGCUGCUGUGCAUCUUCCUCCUGGAGAUCAUUGCUGGAAUCCUGGCCUAUAUCUACUACCAGCAGCUGAGCAUGGAGCUGAAGCAGAAUCUGAAGGCCACCAUGACCCAGAAGUACAGGAAGGAGGGAGAGGAGAGCGUGACCGGCGCCGUGGACAAGCUGCAGCAGGAGUUCAAGUGCUGUGGGAGCAACAACUACACAGACUGGGCUGACAGCCAGUGGAUCAGGUCUCCAGGGGCCGGCGGCAGGAAGGUGCCAGACAGCUGCUGCAAGACCAUCACCGACCUGUGCGGCCGCAGGGACCACCCCUCCAACAUCUACAAGGAGAGUGGCUGCAUCACCAAGCUGGAGAACUUCAUUCAGGAGCACCUGAAGAUCAUUGGGGCCGUGGGGAUCAGCAUCGCCUGCGUGCAGAUCUUUGGGAUGAUCUUCACCUGCUGCCUGUACAGGAGUCUAAAGGCAGAGCCCUACUGAGAGCAGCAGGAGCUCCGGGGCUGCCCCUCCGCCGCUUCCCUUCGCGCCUGCCCGUCCUGCCCUCGCUCCAGCACCGCCGCAGAAGCGUCUGUAACCCGAGGACUUGGCUCUGCCUCCCCUUCCCUGCCCCUCUGGGGGAAGGUCCCAGCCUCCUGGUUGAGGGCAGCAGCAGGUCCCCUUCGUUGUCAGUAACCCAAAGAGCUGUGGCUCUCCUGCCAGAAGCUUUAGCCUCGAUGUAACCACCCAGCAGCGUUUAGCCAGGGCCGCUUCUCCGGAGCCAGCCUCCAGGGGUCGGGAUGGUAGAAGAGGAGCCGUGGUUUGCUCUCUGAGAAGUGGCUCAGCAGCACCAGGCCUCUGCUGUGAGGACAGAUGAUGUUUCUGUGCUGAGCUGGAGCCAGAGCUGAGCCUCUCACCCGUGGAAGGUUUCUCUCCCCCUUCCCCCAGCGUGCGCCGGAGCCCCGGCGCGGCAGUUCUCCUCCUGAGGGGGCCCUCGGGGCAGGAGCUCCUCUGCUUGCUGACUGGAAGCACAGCUUGGUGCAGCUGAAAUCUUCUCAUGGCUCUGAUGGUGCCUUGGUGCAGCUGAAAUCUUGUCAUGGCUCUGAUGGUGCCUUAGGACUUCCCAGCCAUGCUUCCUCCUCCUCCUCCUCCUC
Molecule: messenger RNA, 1567 nt
Organism: Dryobates pubescens (Downy woodpecker)
Lineage: Eukaryota; Metazoa; Chordata; Aves; Piciformes; Picidae
Gene: CD151
Product: CD151 molecule (Raph blood group)
Exons: 9
Coding region: 159-917 (252 amino acids)
Cellular component (GO): membrane
Source: RefSeq, a predicted model, not a curated record